Molecule: messenger RNA, 586 nt
Organism: Strongylus vulgaris
Lineage: Eukaryota; Metazoa; Nematoda; Chromadorea; Rhabditida; Strongylidae
Source: the annotation of a GenBank genome assembly
ACUAUCAUAAGUUAUUGUUUAAUUACCAGAUGAUUAUAGUUAAUAUGCUUUUGGAUAUUACUCAAGAUCUCCUUGAAAAGUCGCUUGCCACUCAGUUAUCAUGUAUGCCGCUUUGGAUAACUACACUAGAACAUAUUAGGAGCCCUAAGCCUCUCGUCGUCGAGAUUCUUGAGCCGAGAGAUGAAGACGAUGGACUUGCGGAAAGAAUGAUACCUAGAACCUCUCAGCUCAUUAAGGAGCGUGAGCUCGGCCCUCGUUUCCCAUCUCAAAACACUUUCGAGUUUGUAUACGGUAUGAAAUGGAAGGAGUUAUACGCUAUGGAGAAACAGCGUAGAGCACAGUUGGAGGAAGAGUUGAAGGAAGCGCGUCGUCGCCUCGAAUCUGACAUGGAGCUAGCUUAUCAAGACUAUCAGGCUCAAAUGCUUCGUGAGGGUCAGUCAGUUUUUAUUAUGAUUAAGCUCUUGGUACCUAAUUUCUUGUUGGUUUUAUUCAUGCGACAGCAGUUUGUUUCGUUCCGCGAUCGGUUUUUGUAUAAGUACCAUAAGUUGGAAGCCUUUGGCACCCUCACUUUUUCGCGAUCUUAAAU